Messenger RNA from Fusarium fujikuroi IMI 58289, 900 nucleotides. Its product is annotated as related to 2`-hydroxyisoflavone reductase. The transcript has a single exon. NCBI's taxonomy places the organism in Eukaryota, Fungi, Ascomycota, Sordariomycetes, Hypocreales, Nectriaceae. Gene Ontology annotation, molecular function: oxidoreductase activity. The coding region runs from base 1 to 900 and encodes 299 amino acids. The record is from RefSeq and is a predicted model, not a curated record.
AUGUCUGCCUACAAAAAUGUCGCUGUCGCUGGUGCCGCCGGUGAUCUCGGCUCCGCAGUCUUCAAGGCCCUCGUCGACUCCAACAAAUUCAACCUCACAGUCCUCACCCGCGCCGGCUCAACCUCCAAAUUCCCCUCCGACAUCAAAGUCAUCGAAGUCGACUACGAAUCUCUCGAAUCUCUCACAUCCGCUCUCCAAGGCCAAGAUGCCGUCGUCUCAACCCUCGGCAGUCUCGCCAUCCCCAGCCAAUCACUCCUCAUCGACGCCGCAGUAGCCGUUGGUGUCAAGCGCUUCCUCCCUUCAGAGUUUGGCUCAAACCUUGCCAUCCCUAGCGUUCGAAAGCUUCCUGUUUUCAAGACAAAGGUUGAUAUCGAGGACAAGCUUACUGCUCUUGCAAGCGAGGGCAAGAUUAGCUAUACUUUUGUUUACAACUCUGCUUUCCUUGACUGGGGCUUGGGCCACGGCUUGUUCCUUGACUUCAAGAAGGCCGAGGCUACGCUCUGGGAUGGCGGCAACACUGAGUUCAGCACAACCACUCUCGCCAGUGUUGGCCAAGCUGUCGUUGGCGUUCUGACACAUCCUACCGAGACAAAGGAUCGCGUUGUUUAUAUUCAGGAUACUGUCAUUUCUCAGAAGAAGCUCCUCGAAAUCGCCAAAGAGCUCAACCCCAGCAAGCAAUGGACGGUCAAGGAGGCCAAGAUCGACGAUGCUACUGCUGCUUCUGAUGCCAAUAUCGCAAAGGGCAUCUUUGACUGGCCUACCCUUGCCGCCUACCUGUACAGGGCUAUCUUUGAUCCCACUAGUGUUCCCAAGUUCCCCAAGCUUGACAAUGAGCUGCUUGGUGUCAAGGGUGUUACCGAUGAGGAGAUCAAGGAACUUGUCAAGCCUUUUGUUCAGUAG